AUGCUAAAUAAUAUUUUAGGUUUUCUUGCACUGCGACAAUGUGAAAGUAAUGUAUGUUUAAAUGGCGGAACAUGCAAAGUAAAUGAACACGAUCGUAGUUUCCAGUGCUUUUGUCCAGCUGAUUUCGAAGGAUUGCUAUGCGAGUCGGAAAAAGUUUGCUCAUUGAAAUGUCAGAACAAUGGAAUAUGUAUCUUUACUGACAAUGGAAAAUCAAAAUGUAAUUGCUUAGAAGAAUUUUCGGGUGAAUUAUGUGAAAUCAGUUCAAUUGACUGCCAAGUUCAAGGCUGUUCAAAUGAUGAAAAAUGUAUAAUAACUGAGAAAGGAAAAUGGCGCUGCAUGCCUAAUCAAUGUAUACCAAAUCCAUGUCAACAUAAUGCAACAUGCAUAUCGGUUAAAGAUACAUUUGAGUGCACUUGCACUGAUGGAUUUGAAGGUGCAUUAUGUGCAGAUGACAUUGAUGAAUGUAUGAACACACCUUGCAAAAAUGAUGCUAUCUGUAUGAAUAACCUUGGCUCAUUUAUUUGUCUCUGCAAGGAUGGCUUCCGAGGCACUCUAUGCGAAGAGAAUACAUUAUGUAAUCCCAAUCCAUGCUUCAAUGAUGGAAUCUGUAGUAUUAUCGAUGGUUUGUAUCAUUGUAGCUGUAGACCUGGUUUUACCUCUAAUCGAUGUCAGGAACGAAUUGAGGAGAAAUGCAAUUGCAAGAGUGAUAAGCAAAUUUGUAUCAAUGGAAUAUGCAAAUGUCCUGAUGGCUUUAUGGGCAAAGAUUGUGAUCAACCGCUAUCAUGGUCAUGUGUAAGAAAUGAAAGCUGUGAGAAUGGCGGUACUUGUCUUGAAACUGCUGGUAGUUGCUUAUGUCCACCUGCUUUCACAGGUAUACGCUGUGAACAUGGGCUUGAAUGCACCGUUGAUGGCAACCCUUGCAUACAUGGCACCUGUAUAUGGUCUGUAAAUGGAGCUAUCUGUAAUUGCAAAAAUGGUUUUGAGGGAAAAAAUUGCGAAAGAAAUGUUUUAGAAAUGCUCGACCCAUGUUUGCACAAAAAUUGUAAUGCAGGUCAGUGCAUAAAUAAGGAUGAUUCAGCAAUUUGUAUUUGUCCGGAAGGGAAUUCAGGCGAAUUUUGUGAAAAUACGGAUAUUUGUAAAACAAAGCCAUGUAUGAAUGGUGGCAGAUGUAUUAUUGACUUUACGAAUACGUCUAACUUUAAGUGUAUUUGUGAUAAACACUUCAGCGGUACACUUUGUGAACUAGCAGUACACGAGACGGAAUGUGUACCGGAGUGUAUCGCAGGUGAAACUUGUGAAGAAAGAGAUGGUACUUUUAACUGCAUUGAAGCUCAAAUAACUUGUGAUGAUUGUGUACAUUCAUUUCGAUGUAUUGAAAAUGAUAAAAAUGCAGUAUGCGUUUGUGAUACCUCGUGGACUGGACUAAAAUGUGAUCGUCAAAUUGAGGAAUGUCAAAAUCUAUCCUGUACCCAAUAUCAGAUAUGUCGAAAUGAGCUUACAAGUUCUGGAACAAUAGCCUCUUGUGGAUGUGCACCAGGCCUAACUGGAAUAGAUUGUACCAUAAAUAGUGCUGUAACAUUUCAUAAUGCUUCAUUCUUUCUCUAUCAAUCAUCAAAUAAUAUUAUCGGAUUACCACAGUCUGAUUAUACAUUAAAGGUUUCAUUUCGGACAACUGUAGAUGAUACGCAUAUCGUAUCAACAGAAGAUAUUUUAAGUCAAAUACAAUUUGCUUUAAACAUACGAAACGGCUAUUUAUAUGGUAACUUCACUGAUUUUGUUUAUCGAAAAUUGUUGCCAUUUGCUGUAAAUGACGAUCACUGGUAUACUGUAUUGUUCAAUAAUACUAAUAAGAUUGUUUUGCUCGAAAUACGCGAAGGAGAUUUUGUUUUAUCGCGUAUAAAAAUGAAGGAACAAAAAAAUAUGGGGAUUUAUUGGACACGGAUAGGUAAAGGUCGAACAGAUGGUUUCAGAGGUUGUAUUCGUGAUCUAUUUAUCAAUGGAGAAUUCAUUGAUAUGCUCAAAUCAGCUAAUGUAUUUGGAGUGGUUAAAGGAUGUCAACGUUCCGAAUUAUGUUCUCCUAAUCCAUGCCAAAAUAGUGGCAUUUGCGUUGAUCAGUGGGAUGAAUUUCGUUGUGAAUGUAAAAAACCAUUCUUAUCACCAUAUUGUAUACAACAAACAGAUGAAGUAACAUUUGGAUAUGAUAAUUUGAAAUCACGUUUGGAAUUAGAUGCAGAACAAAAUUUGGAAGAUAUUAAACUAAAUACAAAUAUUGAUUUCUUGAUGAGGAGUAAUAAACCCAAUGGAACAUUGUUGUAUCUCGGUGAAAAGGAUGAUGAUGAUAAUGGUAUUGGAACCUUCUUAGUGCUAGAAAUUCUCAAUGGUUCUUUAAAUAUACGAACACGUUUGGGAGGCAAAAAAGUGUUCGUAAGAAGUAUAUCAGAUAAAAUCGAUGAUAAUAAAGUGCAUUUGAUAAAUUUAAUCAGAGAUCGGAAUAAUUUCACUAUUACAAUAGAUGACAUGGAAGAAACAAAAUUCAACGUUGAAAAUCGUUUUGAUCAUCCGUUACUAGCAGAUACAUUAAUUUUGGGUAGCAGUGAAAAUUUACCUAUCGAUGCAUUUUCAAAUAAUGACUACUUCAAAGGAACACUACAAGAUUUGCGUAUUAACAACCAUUUGGUUCCUCUUACAACACUACCCGCUGAUAUUAAAAUACAGCAAUUUGGUGUUCCGAUCAAAGAGGAUAAUAUUCUUCAGGGAACAGUGUCAGAUGAUAUUUGCACUCUUUUAAAACCAUGCGUGAAUGGAGAAUGCUUAAAUACGUUUAACGAUUUUGAAUGCAUAUGUGAGUAUUCAUGGGUUGGAAAACAUUGUAAUGAAACUGAUUAUUGUGCACUUUCAUCUUGUAGCGCAAAUGCAACGUGUACUAAUUACAACGGUGGUUAUGUUUGCAGUUCACCAGCAACAUUUGUAUCUACAUCAUUUGCAAAAUUUAAAUUGGAGAAUGGUGGUGCUAUGAAGGAUAUUUCGAAACCCUCACAGAUUAGUUUUGUGCUACGAACUCGUUCAUUAUCAGGUCAAAUUAUUCACUUGAAAACUUCAACUUCUUGGCUAUCUAUCUCACUAAAUGAUGGCUUACUUAUUUAUGAUGCACUGACAAAUGAUGAUAUGAAACAGCAAAGUUUUACAAAUCUGAUAGUAAAUGAUGGUGCAAAGCAUAGUAUCGAUAUCAAUCAAAAUGGUUUAUAUAUCGAUGAGAAGCUUAGUGCCAAGAUUUCAUCGUUGAUCUUACCAAUCAACACAUUUGAUUCCACUGAUAACUUUACAUUAAUAAUUGGACAACGAAAUGAUGAAAUGCCAUCAUUCGAUGGUUGUCUGGAAAAUGUACAAAUUGGAAUAGCUCCACCGAUUUCAUUUUUUGUUGAUAAACAAGCUGGUGGUCUAUUGGAAAGCACCACACAUUUUAAGUUAAUAAAGCGUCGAAAUAUCAUCGAUAAUCGUUGCUACGCUGACGAUCUUUGUGGUUUAGCAAAUCCAUGCAAAAAUGAAGCAAUUUGUCGUGAUUUAUGGAAUAAAAGAAUAUGCGAAUGUAGGCCUGGAUUUACUGGCAUUUUUUGUGAGGAACGAAUUGAUAGAUGUAUAAAUCAUACUUGUAAAUUUGGCAUAUGUGUCAAUGAUGUUGAUGAAUAUAGGUGCGUAUGUUUGCCAGGAUAUGAUGGAGAAUUUUGUGAUAAAGAAAUAGAUUUAUGUAAAUUAUCACCAUGUUUGAAUGGUGGAAACUGUACAUUGUUUAAGGGCAAAUACAACUGUCAUUGUCCAUUUGACUUUGUCGGAUCACGUUGCCAAGCACUUAAAUCAUCCAAAUGCAUUCCUUCGCCAUGUGAAAAUGGAGCGAACUGUACAAUAGUUCAGGAUACAUUCAAAUGCGAUUGCCCACCAGGUUUUGAUGGUAUGCUUUGUGAUAUGCAAAGAGAUAUGUGUGAGUUAAAUCCAUGCAAAAAUGGAGCGACAUGCUUAUCAAAAGAUGGCGAUUUUAAAUGCAUAUGUGCCAUUGGUUAUGAAGGUCGUUUCUGUGAUGAAAUGAAAGAUUACUGUGAUUCAUUACCUUGUGUACAUGGACAAUGUAAAACAAUAACUGAUAAUUUCUUGUGUGAUUGUGAAUCAGGUUGGAGCGGUGAACAUUGUGAUGUUGAUAUCGAUGAAUGUAUACGAUUUCCUUGCGAAAAUGAUGGUAAUUGUACUAAUACACCUGGAUCAUAUCAAUGUAGCUGCGAUAGCUAUUAUUUAGGGGAUCGUUGUGAAAUAGUGGGCAGUUGUGUACAGGGACCAUGUGGUGAUAACGGUAAUUGCAUACAGCAAACAUCAACUGCACAUUCAUGUGUCUGUAGACAGGGGUAUACUGGUGAUAUAUGUGAUAUUAUGAUUGAUUACUGUAGUUCAAAUCCGUGUAUGAAUGGUGCUACCUGCCAAGGGUUCAUCGGUGGCUUCAAUUGCUUAUGCUUACCUGGUUUUACAGGAGAAACGUGUUCAGUGGAUAUUGAUGAUUGUGUUAGUGAAGUAUGCCAGAAUAAUGGAAGUUGUAUGGAUCGCGUAAAUGGAUACGAAUGUAAUUGUGAAGGUACAGGUUAUCAAGGUAACCACUGCACCGAAGAUAUCAAUGAAUGUGAUCAGGGUGUUUGUGUGUACGGUAGAUGCAUCAACUUGAUUGGCUCAUACAAUUGUGUUUGCGAUAUCGGAUAUAUUGGAAAACAAUGCACUGUAGAAGAUCCAUGCAUUCCGGAUGAUCUAAAUCGAACGAGACAUGAUUGUGUGCAUGGUAUAUGCGUGCAUCCUACAGUUAGCAUAAAGAAUAAUAGAGAAGUGGCAAGUUAUGAAUGCAAAUGUGAAUUUGGCUAUGGCGGAGAGCAUUGUAUUCAUUUAAUUGAAAAGAGAAGAUCUGUCUCAUUAGGAUACAUAGUUGGGCCAAUAUUGGCCCUUGUAAUUGCAUUACUUAUCAUUGGUUUCGUAUUAUUGGCAGUAGUAAUGAUUCGUGGACGACGUGCAACUCAGGGUACCUAUAGUCCAUCACAUCAUGAAAGUAGUAUUUCACGAAUGCCGAUGAAUUCAAUGCUCAAAUCACCACCUAAGGAAAGGCUGAUAUAA
Cercopithifilaria johnstoni is the source of this 5139-nucleotide messenger RNA. NCBI's taxonomy places the organism in Eukaryota, Metazoa, Nematoda, Chromadorea, Rhabditida, Onchocercidae. The record is from the annotation of a GenBank genome assembly.